UGCCCCCCCCCCCACUUCUGGGGUGCUGCUGAGAGAGCAGGCAUGGCCCAGUGGAGGGGGUCCCAGCCCCUGCCUAGAGAGGGAGGCCCGAGGAGACGUCUUGGCCUGGCUACUGACUCUGCCGGCUGGUCCUGGGCAAGGCCCACCCCUGCUCUUCUGGCCUGAGAGCAGGGCUGUCGCUGUAGCGGGGGGGGGAGGACCCGAGUGCUGGCCCUGCCAGCCUGUGAUGGCCCUGCAGAAGUCCUUCCGUGCCGGCUGCAGGGCACACAUCCUCCCACGGAGUCCGUUACGCUUGCCCUGCUAGCAAGCACAGUCAGAUGAGGAUCUGGCAAUGAUGCUGGGUGAUGUUAGGAGCACUAGAUGCUAGUGCUGGAAUCUAGAUGAAGCCAGAUUAUCAAGAUUCCAGGUGAUCAGAUGCUCGAGAUGAUGCUAGCAAGCCCAGUCAGUUGAGGACCAGAGUGCUUGCAGAAGUCCCUCCGUGCCGGCUGCGGGGCACAUCCUCCCACGGAGGCUUCCUGCUCGUUUCUUGUGGCCGAGCUGCAGUGUGUGCCCCAUGCUUUCCCCCACCCCCGCCUGGGGGUUGGCAUCAGGGAUUUAUGCUGGAACUUUGUCAUGCAGCAUGUCUGUGACUCAGGCCAUGGAGUGGCUGACUGAGGAGAGAGACAACCGCACCAUGGAUGCGCCCCUGCCUGGCCAGCUUCUGCUAGGAAACUCUGCAGAAGCGGGAACCUCCUCCUCCACCACCACCACCAAGGCUGUUGCUGGGGCCAGCCUGGAAGCCAGCAGAGAGGAGCCGAAGGACGAGCUGAUGGAAAUCUUCAAGAAGAUACACAGGAAAAGAGAGUUCCGCCCUGAUCCACAGGCGGUCAUUGCCUUGGUGGAGAUGGGAUUUGACGAGAGGGAGGUGGUGGAUGCGCUCCAAGGGAACAACCACCAGCAGAACACAGUGUGUGAGUGGCUGCUGGGAGACCGGAAGCCCACCCCAGAGGAUGUAGACCAGGGCAUUGACCCUUCCAGCCCUCUCUUCCAGGCCAUCCUAGAAAACCCCGUGGUACAGUUGAGACUAACCAACCCAAAAACGCUACUUGGUAAGUGCUGCAGCUCUGUGGGAAAGGCAUUCAGGGUUACCUGGCACAGGUGCAUUUCUGCAGCAUCGUUCCCUGCCUUGCUGGACACAGAAUGGGGCUUUGCGCUGCAUCGAAGGAUGUAAACGUGACUGGGAAAGGCAGCGGCAGCAGCAGCAGCAGCAGCCGCACAUGGAGGCCUCUGGGCUCCUAAGCACUCCGCUGCAAAGUGGUUGGCACAGCGUCUCGGGCCAGUAUUGGCAGAGGAAUCUGUGGCCUCUCCAGUGGAUAAGAAUGUCUGCCCUUCAUCAAACCAGGACAGGAUCAGUUUAAGUUUUGCACAUAAUGCGACAGGUUUAAGUGUGUUCGUUGCCUUUGCCAUACUUGAGAAGCCCACCAGCGAAGAGACCUCUCUGAGGCCUACACCAGUUUGACGAGAAGGGUGAAAUACAUCUGUGCCACCGCACUGGGCACCAAUCUCUCUUGCUGUUCAGAAGAGGUCUGUGGCCAUGCCUCUGUCUCCCAGCAGGUGGCGGUGGUGAAUGGGGUGUGUCUCAGGGUGUCCUUGGCCACCCUUCCAGGGAUGGGGCCGUAGCUUGGCUUGCGGAAGGGCCCAGCUCCCACCCCGGCAGCAUCUCCCAGGCGGGCUGGGAAAGACCCAUGGCCGAGGCCCUGCUAGUCAGUGAGACCCCGAAGAGCAGCAGCUGCUGCUGCUAGUCGUGUAGACUGAGCUGAAUGCACCGAAAUAGACCCCCAUGGGGGCAGGGUGGUGGUUUGGAUUGGGGGCUCUUACCUGCUUUUCUGCCCAAAGCGUCUGCCUUGGCCUCCCUUUAGGAAGAGCUGAGAAGGGGUCCCACCACACAAGAGGGCCAGAUCAGAGGUUUUGCUUUUUGCAGACCAGAUUUUAGUUUAUUUUGGGCCGGGGGUAAAAUCUGCCUCUCAAUACAUGUGUGUUUUCUGUUAUUACUUUCUUAGCUACGGUGUGCAUCCCUAUAAAUAAUUCCUAGUGUAAAUAAGUUUACAUUUGAAUUAAUUUAAUUUGCAUUUGGAGCUGUAUAUUAAAAGAUUUUCUUUGGGGUGAA
This is a messenger RNA of Hemicordylus capensis (graceful crag lizard), 2146 nucleotides long. Its product is annotated as ubiquitin-associated domain-containing protein 1-like. The record is from RefSeq and is a predicted model, not a curated record. The transcript is spliced from 3 exons. Gene Ontology annotation, molecular function: protein binding. NCBI's taxonomy places the organism in Eukaryota, Metazoa, Chordata, Lepidosauria, Squamata, Cordylidae. The coding region runs from base 554 to 1210 and encodes 218 amino acids.